This is a messenger RNA of Panicum virgatum (switchgrass), 2743 nucleotides long. RefSeq lists its product as uncharacterized. The coding region runs from base 1640 to 2743 and encodes 367 amino acids. The record is from RefSeq and is a predicted model, not a curated record. Lineage: Eukaryota; Viridiplantae; Streptophyta; Magnoliopsida; Poales; Poaceae. The transcript has 3 exons.
ACCAGUGCUUUGGCACAUGGGGCUAGCGAGGGGAUUUUUUUACCCUCAGCCUGAAAUUCGCUCCCACGGGGAGUCGAACUCAGGACCCGAGGGGUGCCGCCGGAGUGAAUAACCAACUGGGCUAGCAUCCUUUGGCUGGUAUGAGCAACCUCAUCAGCUUGCAGCAUCUAGUUGCAGCAGAGGAAGUGCACUCUACCAUUGCUGAUAUUGGCAAUAUGACCUCUCUUCAGGAGCUUCCGAAAUACAAGGUUCAAAAUACUAGUGGGUUUGAUAUAAAACAGCUUAAAUCCAUGAGCCAGCUUGUACAGCUUGGAAUUUAUCAACUUGAAAAUGUCAGGAACAAACAAGAGGCUAGCGAAGCAAGACUAAUAGAUAAGGGGCUCCUAAAAGAUUUGCACUUAUCAUGGGGUGGCGGUAGCACUAAUUCCGAAAUUUUGGCAAUGACAGCAGCUGAGGUUCUUGAGGGGCUUGAACCAAAUCAAAACCUUAAGCACCUCCGAAUAAUUGGCUACAAUGGCUCCAUCUCUCCAAGUUGGCUUGCCACUGACCUCUUAUUUACAUCUUUGCAGUUGCUUCACCAAGAGAAUUGCAAGAAAUGGAGAGUACUUCCUUCUCUUGAAAAGCUUCCAUCCCUUAAGAAGCUUAAAUUGAUUAAUAUCUGUGAUGUUGUGGAAAUUCGAAUUCCUUGUUUAGAGGAGUUGGUUCUGACUGAAUUGCCAAGCUUAGAAAAGUUUGUUGCCACUUACAGGAGGGGAUUGAGUUUUAACUGAUCAUCGAGGACUGCCCUAAACUGAAUGACUUCACGCCUUUUCAAGUUCAGAACUUCUGUUCUUUUGGCAUUGACCAGAAGUCUUGGAUGCCGAGCCUGGCUGGCAAUAGUGCAGAGAAAAAGGAAUGGAUCAAUUGGCUAUCUGGUGUCCGUGUGUUGACCAUACAUGGAUGCCCUCGUUUGAUGGUGGAGUUACCUCCCCUGCCACCAGCUACGAAUGCUCAAGUAUCAAUUGAUGGGCUUUCAACACAUCCAAAAAUAGAGGACAUACAGUCGAAGUUUAUUGAUCACAUCCUCUGAUGAGUUGACAAAGCUUGAUGACAAGAUUUUGGCUUUCCAAAAUCUAACAGAGAUUACAUCACUGCACAUUGAGGACAGUCCAAAUCUUGUCUCUCUUUCAUCGGAAGGUUUCAGGAAGCUCCUCAAUUUAAGGGAGUUGAAAAUUCUCAGAUGCGGCGAUUUGGUCUCAUCAUGUGUUAUUCUCAAUGUUGUUUCUGAAGACUGGAAAGUUACAGAUUGUCCUGCCCUCCCAUGUCUCACACGUCUCCAUAUUGAGUCAUGUGGUGGUAUAGCUGGGAAGUGGUAACUGAAAUGCUGCCACAUGUGCAGUCCCUUGAGGAAUUGGAUAUACACCGUUGUCCCCAGAUACAAUCUAUAUCAGUCCAUUAUACGGACCAAGAGGAAGAAAAUGACAGUUUUGCUUCAUCCUCAGAAUGCCAAGCAGUUGGACCAUCACGCUUAGCCCGAGAUGAAUUCCUCUUGCACAUCCCGUUAAAUGUCAUCUGAACGCUCAGGAGUUUACAUAUUCAAAGCUGCCCAGAACUGGAGUUAUGUGGCAGCAAGGAGUGUUUUAGAGGAUUCACCUCCCUCAUGGAGUUAAAGAUUUCAUAUUGCCCUAAAUUGCUCUCAUCCACGAAUGAGAAAUUUCCCCUUCCCCCUUCCAUCCAAGAGCUGCAAAUCGAGUGUCUCCCAACAAGGCUGCAGCCUUACUUUCCUGAGAAUCAGACAUCUCUCAAGAACAUGGUAGUGGGACCUAGCCCGGAUUUGCAGUCUCUACGUCUGCAUUCCUUCACAGCUCUGGAGGUGCUGGAGAUCUACAAUUGUGGUCAACUGGAUGUAUUGGAGGGCUUGCCAUACCUGAACUCUCUUCGAAGAUUGUGCAUUCAGAUGAAUCCUAAGCUGUCUGCUGCAUGGGUUCGUAAAUGUCAAGAUCAGGAGGGAAGGACUCAUGUUCUACUUCCUCGAUCACUUGAGAUACUUUGCAUCAAGGCUCUCCAGGAUGAGACUGUGCCCUAUUUGCUGGCUCACCUCCCUGCCCUCGUCCAGCUAGAGGUAUGCGAUAGUCCAAAUUUGACAUCUCUGCCUCUGGAUUCCCUCGCAGCAUUGAAAAGGGUGAUAAUUAAUAGCUGUGACUCCUUUUCAUUUCUGGAAGGUCUCCUCUCUGAACUAGAGGUAUCUGAUAGUCCAAAUUUGACAUCUUUACAAUUAGGUUCCCUUAGAGCAUUGAAAAAGUUGGAUGUUUUAUUCUGCAAGUCGCUUGUUUCACUUGAAGGGUUGCAAUCCCUUGGGAGCCUCACGGAUUUGACAAUAUUGGGCUGUUACAGCAUAACUCCGUGUUUGGAUCUUAUGUCACAACAGGCAGUGGGAUUUAAUCUAUUCCAUAGACUAGAACGAAUUAAGAUUGAUGACUUUUCUGCCCUUACAACGUCUUUCUGCAAGCACCUUACCUCUGUACAGCAUCUAGUUCUGCUUGAGGAUUCAAAUAUCAAAAGGGCCUAUCUACAGAUGAACAAGAGAAAGCACUUCAGCUCCUCACGUCUCUGCGAAAGCUCAAGUUUAUUCACUGCAAGAAUCUCGUACAUCUUCCUGCUAUGCUACACAGACUACCUUCCCUCAAGAAAUUAUUCAUCCAGGAAUGUCCAUGCAUCUCAAGGCUUCCUGAGAAGGGCCUUCCACCCUCAUUGGAAAAGCUAA